Messenger RNA from Plenodomus lingam JN3, 1743 nucleotides. The record is from RefSeq and is a predicted model, not a curated record. Lineage: Eukaryota; Fungi; Ascomycota; Dothideomycetes; Pleosporales; Leptosphaeriaceae.
AUGUGUGGUAUCUUUGCUUGUCACCAGCAUCCUGAUGUACAAAAGUUCAAGCCCACGGCCCUGAAGAUGGGCAAGGCGUGGCAACCACAUUGCGAACCAUACGAGCUUACAACCAUAGACACCGGCGCGCAGCCACUGAUCAACGACGACGAAACCGUCUCCCUGGCCGUCAAUGGCGAGAUUUACAACCACCGCAUCCUCCGCAAGAGCCUCAAGAACCCAUACAACUUCAAGACACACUCAGAUUGCGAGGUCAUCAUUCCUCUGGUGAGCAAGAUUGGCUGUAGCAAGACGCAGGAUUGGACUGAUGACCCACAGUACCUCGAGCAUGACAUCGAUGCGCCGCGCCAUUUGGACGGCAUGUUCUCAUGGGUUCUUCACGACAAGAAGCAAGACCGUGUCAUUGCAGCACGCGACCCCAUUGGAAUCACCACAUUUUACAUGGGCCGAUCAAGCAGUACACCCGGCGCCGUCUACUUUGCCUCUGAGCUGAAGUGUCUUCACCCAGUUUGCGACAACAUCAUCUCCUUCCCGCCCGGCCACGUCUAUGACUCGAAGACGGACGAGUUGAAGCGCUACUACGACCCCAAGUGGCUUGUUGAGCCGACCAACAUUCCCACAAAGCCUGUAGAUUACAAGGAACUGAGGACGUCGCUCGAGAGGUCAGUGCGAAAACGCAUGAUGGCAGAAGUACCCUUUGGUGUCCUUCUUUCUGGCGGUCUCGACUCGAGUUUGGUCGCGUCGAUUGCGCAGCGGGAAACUCUGCGCUUGAACGAGGCAACGAGGAAGCGUGCAGCUGAGAACAAGGGCUCCGUUCAAGACUCGCAGGGCCAACUUGUUGGUAUCGACGAUUCCAACGAGCUCCAGACGGAUCUCCUCCUCGGUCAGCUCAACUCCUUCUCCAUUGGUCUGCCCAAUGCGCCCGAUGCCAUUGCAGCCCAGGAAGUGGCCAACUUUCUCGGAACCAAGCACCACACAUUUACCUUUACCAUUGAAGAUGGUCUCAACGCGCUGACCGACGUCAUCUACCACCUCGAAUCCUUUGACGUGACCACCAUCCGCGCCUCGACCCCCAUGUUUCUGCUCAGUCGGAAAAUCAAAGCCAUGGGCGUCAAGAUGGUCUUGUCUGGAGAAGGCAGUGACGAGAUCUUUGGCGGAUACUUGUACUUCCACAACGCGCCCGACAAGUCGUCCUUCCACCAAGAAUGCAUUCGUCGUGUCAAGAACCUGCACUUGUCCGACUGCCUGCGCGCCAACAAGUCUACAUCUGCCUGGGGUGUCGAAGCUCGCGUUCCCUUCCUGGACAAGGAUUUCCUCAACAUUGCCAUGGCCAUUGACCCUGAAGAGAAACUCCACAAGCCGGGCCGCAUCGAAAAGUAUAUUCUCCGCAAGGCCUUUGACACGACCGACGAGCCAGACACACAGCCCUACCUACCCGAGAAGAUUCUCUGGCGACAAAAGGAGCAAUUCUCCGACGGCGUGGGCUACGGCUGGAUCGACGCGCUCAAGGACACGGCCGAAUUGCACGUCACGGAUGAGAUGAUGAAGAACCCCAAGCCCGAGUGGGGAACCGACAUCCCAGAUUCAAAGGAGGCGUAUUGGUACCGCUGCAUGUUUGACGAGCAUUUCCCGAGUUAUUGCGCCAGCACCGUCAUGAGGUGGACGCCCACGUGGAGUAACCAGACGGAUCCCUCUGGCCGUGCGAUUGGUGUGCACGAGCAAAAAUACAAGGAUGCGAAAUAA